AUGGAGAACGACAAGGGAGAGCUCGUCGAGCUUUACGUUCCGCGCAAGUGCAGCGCCUCCAACCGCAUCAUCCGUGCCGACGACCACGCCUCCGUCCAGAUUGCCGUUGCCAAGGUCUCCGAGGAUGGCCGUGCCAUUGCUGGCGACAACCAGAUCUACGCCCUGUCCGGCUUCGUCCGCGCCAUGGGUGAGGCCGACGACUCGAUGAACCGCCUGCUUCAACGCGAUGGAUACCUGAAGAGCGUCUGGUCUGCCCAGCGAUAA
Molecule: messenger RNA, 264 nt
Organism: Thyridium curvatum
Lineage: Eukaryota; Fungi; Ascomycota; Sordariomycetes; Thyridiales; Thyridiaceae
Exons: 2
Coding region: 1-264 (87 amino acids)
Biological process (GO): endonucleolytic cleavage to generate mature 3'-end of SSU-rRNA from (SSU-rRNA, 5.8S rRNA, LSU-rRNA); translation; endonucleolytic cleavage in ITS1 to separate SSU-rRNA from 5.8S rRNA and LSU-rRNA from tricistronic rRNA transcript (SSU-rRNA, 5.8S rRNA, LSU-rRNA)
Cellular component (GO): ribosome; cytosolic small ribosomal subunit
Molecular function (GO): structural constituent of ribosome
Source: RefSeq, a predicted model, not a curated record